AACGAUCUGUCAACGAUCCAGCAGACGAUAUUUACAGGAAGCGUACAGCAAGUAGUCAGUGGGCAAAAUGGUGGCGGACGAAAGGUUGUUUUUCUCGAAAGCCGUCCAACAUUUAGCUAGAUGUCUGGCGGCAAUUAAACCUACGCCAUGGGAAAAGGUGAUGCAACUAUUCAAGUUAUGCCCACAAGAAUCUGCUCAAGGCAUAUACCGGUUAGAUCAAAGAGGUCAAGAUGCAACCAUUGCACUGGGAAUAUAUUUUUUGGAAUCUGGUUUACAACAUCGAGACCGGAUAUUGCCUUACUUUCUAAGGUUACUGCGCGGCCUUCCGAAAGCUGUUUGGUUGGAUGAGGUCAAAUGUUCACCUAGUGAACGUAUUCCUGUGGCAGAACGCUUUAGUUUUUGUUUAAACACAUUGCUUAGUGAUGUUGCAGCUAGAUGUGAACCUGUACGCGAAGAAAUAAUUUCUACUCAAGUAGAGAUAUUGGCAGUUUUAACGAAUCUUAUAAGAGGGUACAGAGAUCAAAAUGGAAGCAGAGGAAUGCAAGCAAAAUUGUCAUUAUGCAAGUGCAUAGUUCCAGUUUUGAUUGGUCUAGCUCGAUCAAUGGGUCGUUUCGCGUGCACGGAUCCACCUCUUCUUUGCCGCAUAUUUCCAAAACCAGUACCACCAUUGUCAAUACCGAACACAGAAACACGUGUAAUGUCGGAUAGAAAGCAAUAUAGUUUUUCAAACUUUCGACCUAUCAUUCCACGGUCUUUAAGUGGCAAUUUAAAUCCUCAUCCAGCUAUUGACAAUGCACCAAGCCUAUUAUUUGGGGAUCACGAUAAUCCCUGUGAUAAACGACCGUCACUAAAUUCAUAUUCAUCGAUACCUUAUGAUCCAGUUACAUAUUUUUUUAGUAGAUACGGAUCAAGUUUCAAUCAAUUUCCUCAAAUGAGGUGCAAUGAAAGUCCUGAGAGGAGAGCUGGGCUGCAGUUUAGCGUAGUUCAUUUGCAAAGUGUACUAGCUUUGGCAAAAAAAUUGCUUACCAAAGAAAUUUUAAUGUUUCUCGAUGAAGAAGCUCAGCAAGUUUAUAAUUCGGGACAGGUGCUGAUAUUUCCUUAUCGAACAUUUAACGAGACCAUGAAUUUAGUAAUGGUUGCUCUUUUAAGGGAAUUAUUGCAAAAUCAACGAGAUUUGCCAGCUCCUUUCACAAAAGAUGUGCAAGAAUUUGUAAAGGGCCUCUUUUUGUCCGGUCAGACGGAAUUACAAUCUCGUCAACACGACGCGAGCGAACGCGAAGACAUGGACACUAAUUUUCGAACUGUAAAUAGGUUUAAAGUAAACGUUAUGGCUAAUUCCGCCUGCGUCGAUCUCCUUGUUUGGGCGAUUGGCGAUGAAACUGGUGCAGAUAGUUUAUGCGGUCGUCUAGUUGAAAAAAUCAAUUCUAAUCAUGGACCAAAAUUGGUGCUGGCACAUAUGCCUUUAUUAAUGGUUUGCCUUGAAGGAUUAGGAAAAUUAGCACAGAAAUUUCCUAACAUAGCAAGUACUUCUAUAUACUAUCUCAGAGAUUUUCUCGUUGUUCCAUCACCUAUACUUCUUAAACUACACCGUCAACGGAGUGAGAAAGGAAAAGAUAUGCAUGAUCCAAAACAAACGACAUCAUCGAUACAUACAGCCUUUGAAAAAUUACGAGACGCAGCUAUUGGAAAUCUUUGUAUUGCUUUAGAAGCUGCUCAUUCUGUUAAUCCUGAUUGUGUACCGGCACUGGUUGCCAGUGUCUCGAAUAGGUUAUUCGCUGCUGAUAUAUGCGACGGUGAAUCUGAUGACAGAUCAAAUAGUGAAUUAAUUUCAAAAAACAUAGUAAUAAUGUUGGGACACGUUGCCGUUGCAUUGAAAGACACCCCAAAGACUAUGCGCACAAUAUUCCCAUUUUUUCAGCAAUUAUUUUGCCGCACUCCGAGUGAUCUUGAUUUUCUAAUCGUCGAUCAGUUAGGAUGCAUGAUCAUCGCAAAAUGCGAAUCAAAGAUUUAUGAAGGCAUAAUGCAAAUGUUUUCUAUGUCUUUGGGUUCGAGUACAGCGACAUACGCCUCGAACGAUGAUCGUAAACAGUAUUGUCAUGUAGCUAAAGCAGUUACGAAUGCCCUCGCUAACAUAGCAGCAAAUUUAUAUGGUGAAACAGAUUUGAACGAUUUAUUACUUCAUUUGCUUGAAUUAUUCGUUCAACUUGGAUUAGAGGGUAAACGCGCCAGUGAUAAAGCAUCCACCAUUGUCACUGUUACGAAGGCCGCAACCAGCGCAGGAAACUUGGGUGUACUCAUUCCCGUAAUUGCUAUACUAGUACGACGACUUCCACCAAUCAGACAUCCGCAAAAAAGGCUUUUGAAGCUAUUCAAAGACUUUUGGCUUUAUUGUGUCGUGAUAGGUUUUGCUGGAGAUCAAGCAUCAAGAUUAUGGCCCGCGGAGUGGUACGAAGGUGUCAAGGAAAUCGCCGUUAAAUCACCGUAUUUGAUAUCUCAAACAAGCGCACGGCUUGAGAUGAGGGAAUUACAGUACACUUCAGCUGUACGUAACGACAGUGUUUCUCUAAACGAACUACAAGAAUUAAGGAGUCAAAUAUUAAAAUUAAGUACUCGGACCAACGAUAUAUCGCAGUACGUGACAAAAUUACAAUUUGCACAAUGUACAUAUCUACUAUCAGUCUACUGGUUAGAAACGUUGAGGGUGGCAAACAGUCCUGAGCCUAGUUUACAGCCGAUAAUGGAAUACUUGUGCGAUACUGAUUUACAAAAGGAGAAAAGUGGUAUGUGGCAGUGUAUAUGCUGCGUCGCUGAUUCCGUGUUUGUGAAAUUCAAAGACGUCAUGCAGCGCAAACCGAAAGAUGAGAGGCGCGAGAAGGAGCUUGAAAAUCAUGCUCAAUUUCUUUUGGUGCAUUUUAAUCAUGUACAUAAGCAGAUUAGGCGAAUAGCAGAUAAGUACCUUAGUGCAUUGGUAGAUGCCUUUCCCCAUCUUUUGUGGAACUGUAAAGUUCUCUGGAGUAUGUUGGACAUAUUACAGAUUUUAUCAUUCUCCUUACAAAUUGAUCCAAACGAAGAAACACCAAUUUUACGAAUACCUGGCACGUUAUAUAGUAUUGAACUUAUGGACACACUUGAGGCACGAGAGAUUAUCGUAAAAGAUUUCACCGCAAGGUGUAAGGGCAUAGUACAGGAAGCUAUGAAGUGGGCACCGCAAGCUACCAGGUCACACUUACAGGAAUACGUAAAUCAGAUUCUCUCUUCCGGAUUAAAGCAACACUCUGGUUUAUGUCUGUCUACGGACUCGGUUCUUGAAUUUGUGGAUCUCGCUGUUCCAGCAUCAGUUAUUCCAAAUACUAACUCGUUAGACAAAAGACCACGAGGUCCAAAAGGAGUCAGCUCGUGGCUUCUAUCAAUGAUGUCCACGCGGGCACGAUAUGCCGGUGAAAUAGCUGGAAUGUUGUCACUAGCUCAGACUGAAUCUUCGACAUCUGAAAUAUCUUUUGAAGAAAGUAGGAAUAAAGUUGUUGAUUUAUUAAUCGAUGCUGUAUGGAUGGCUUGUCGUUCUCGGAACGAUGUUAAGCAUCGCAGUGCUCUUUGGCGUGCUACUGCAUUAUUAAUUUCUAUGCCUGGAAUCCACAGGCGUCUGUUGCACACAGUAGCUUCUUCGCAAAUUGAAUUAUUUACUCCAGCAGCUAUGACCACAACUGUCGAAUGUUGGCAGUGGAUACUCACUGUUAGACCAGAUCUCAAAUUACGUUUCUUGCAAGAAAUGCUCGUUGCUUGGCAGUACACCGUUGAUAAAAGAAUGGGUCUGUUUGCUCCAGACGAAGAAGAAGUUAGUCCAUUGGCGGUAUAUGAAGGCUGCAAGCUUGGUCCAAAUCCUCCGCAAGUGAAACCUCAUGAUAUCUGGGUUACCUUUAUCGUGGAACUGAUUGAAACUGCUAAAUACUGCUGCCAGCAGACAGUUGAGAUGAUUGUCACUAUGCUACAUCGGUCGCUACCUAUGACUGUCGGUGCUUCUGGUGAAGAACCAGGAAUGAGUCGUCAUGUUGCUGCUGUUGGUGUACGCUUUAAAUUACUUUCUUGCGGGCUACUUCUUCUUCAAGGGGAUAUUUUACCAAGGACGUUGAGCAAAAAUGUGCUACGAGAGCGUGUGUAUUGCAAUUGUUUGGACUAUUUCUGUAGAGAUCGCCAGGUACCAACUCAGGAAUUGGAACAAUUGCGUGAAGAUUUAAUUACUCUCAUACGUUUCUGGCAGGUGAUGCAUAGCGAUAAGAAAUAUCUAGUGAUGACUGGUAACGAAAGUGAAUUUGAAAUGCCAACACCACAAUCUGGAACCGGUGGUUUUGGACCUAGCGAAACAAUUGGUUCUUUAAGUACAGCCUUAAGCACGACAAACAGUGAUUACUCAAAAACAGCUUCCAGUGUAUGGAUAAAUACAGUCCCCAUGUCCACUAGUAGUAAUACACUGGGUAAACGUAGUAAUCGCAGUAAGCGUGUCAUGAACGCAAAUGUCUUCGUAAAAGAUUACAUAAAGAAGAGAAAUUUAAUUCUUGAACUACUAGCAGUCGAGAUAGAAAUGUUAUUGGUAUGGAGGAAUCCUAGUGGUAGGCAAGAGCUCACACUUGCGGGAGAGACAAGCAUCGCAGAAUGGCGUGCUAAGGGUAUGAAUGAUCGAUGGCGCGAAUAUACACGUCUUGCGUGGGAGAUUAGUCCCGCUUUUGCUGUAUUUUUACCAGCACGAUUAAAAAAUUCGGACGUGAUUAUUAAGGAAAUAUGUGGGCUUGUUCGUCUCAAACCUGUGCCAGUCAUGCAUAUCCCUGAAGCUUUGCAAUACCUGGUUACAACUGAUACGUUACUUAAUGAUGUACCUGAAUUGGUGUAUAUGCUUACAUGGGAGAGGGUAUCUCCUAUUCAAGCGUUAGCAUACUUCUCUCGUCAGUUCCCUCAUCAUCCAAUUUCUGCUCAAUACGCAGUAGAGGUGCUAAGUAGUUAUCCAGCGGAUGCUGUGCUUUUCUAUAUACCACAACUCGUACAGGCUGUACGCCAUGACACAAUGGGUUACGUUAUAGAAUUUAUAAAAAAAAUUGCUAAACGUUCCCAAGUAGUAGCACAUCAAUUAAUUUGGAAUAUGCAUACAAAUAUGUAUAUGGAUGAAGAUAAACAGAUAAAGGAUCAAGUUCUAUUUGAUGUAUUGGACUCGUUAGUGAAAAGUAUCUUAGGAUCACUAUCUGGCCCAGCAAAACAAUUCUAUGAAAGAGAAUUCGAAUUCUUUGAAAAGAUUACGAAUAUUUCUGGUACAAUAAGGCCAUAUCCUAAGGGUCCUGAACGUAAAGCAGCGUGCUUGAAAGCUUUGUCGAAAAUUCAGGUACAACCUGGUUGUUAUUUACCGUCUAAUCCUGAGGCUAUGGUUGUCGAUAUCGAUUAUGAUAGCGGAACUCCUAUGCAGAGUGCUGCGAAAGCGCCAUUUUUGGCGCGUUUUAAAGUACAAAAAUAUGGAAUUAAUGAAUUAGAGAAUAUUGCGUUAGCGGUAUCGACUAAUGGAAAAGUAGAUGUCAAAAGAGAAGUAGAGAAAGAAACGUGGCAGGCCGCUAUUUUCAAAGUUGGCGACGAUGUUAGGCAAGAUAUGUUGGCACUACAAGUGAUCAGUAUUUUCAAGAAUAUAUUCGAAAAAGCUGGAUUAAACUUAUUCUUGUUCCCCUAUAGAGUAGUAGCCACAGCACCUGGGUGUGGUGUUAUAGAAUGUGUACCGAAUGCAACAUCACGUGACCAGCUUGGUCGAACCACUGACAUUGAUAUGCAUCAAUAUUUCAUUACACGUUAUGGAGAUGAAACGACAAAGGAAUUUCAGAAUGUUCGUCGCAAUUUCGUUAAAUCAAUGGCUGCCUACAGCGUGAUCACGUAUCUCUUACAAAUUAAGGAUCGUCAUAAUGGUAACAUUAUGUUGGAUACUGAAGGUCACAUCAUACAUAUCGAUUUUGGAUUCAUGUUCGAAAGUUCGCCAGGCGGUAACUUAGGCUUUGAACCUGAUAUUAAGCUGACUGAUGAGAUGGUGCUCGUAAUGGGAGGUAAAAUGGAAGCUGCACCUUUCCGUUGGUUCAUGGAGCUAUGUGUGCAGGCUUUCCUAGCAGUAAGACCCUACCAAGAGGCAAUUAUCUCUCUGGUUUCUCUUAUGCUGGAUACUGGAUUGCCUUGUUUCCGUGGGCAAACAAUAAAGCUUCUACGCGGUAGAUUUGUGCCGACAGCUACCGACCGUGAAGCAGCGGCCUAUAUGCUCAAUGUAAUACGUAACAGCUACCUCAAUUUCCGUACGAAAACUUAUGACAUGAUACAGUAUUAUCAGAAUCAAAUUCCAUAUUAAAUUAACUGUUUCCGCGAGACCUCUGUUUAUAAUUGUUAGUUUAUGACAGAGAAAUUCAUUAUUUCUGCAGAGAUUGUUAAAAGAGUACAUUGUGUACCAUAUUGUUAGAUAUAGCAGUGUAAUAACUGCUGUCUGUACAAAUUCCUCAGUGUCAAUGUUAUCCUUACACUCACAUAAAUUUUAUGAAAGCAUUAAUGCUUUGUAUGUAUGUAAUAAUGUAUUAUAAACUCAAAAAAUA
This is a messenger RNA of Megachile rotundata (alfalfa leafcutting bee), 6596 nucleotides long. It is a transcript of the gene Pi4KIIIalpha, whose product is annotated as phosphatidylinositol 4-kinase III alpha. Gene Ontology annotation, molecular function: 1-phosphatidylinositol 4-kinase activity. NCBI's taxonomy places the organism in Eukaryota, Metazoa, Arthropoda, Insecta, Hymenoptera, Megachilidae. Gene Ontology annotation, cellular component: plasma membrane; cytoplasm. Gene Ontology annotation, biological process: phosphatidylinositol phosphate biosynthetic process; phosphatidylinositol-mediated signaling. The record is from RefSeq and is a predicted model, not a curated record.